Danaus chrysippus (African queen) is the source of this 828-nucleotide messenger RNA. The record is from the annotation of a GenBank genome assembly. Lineage: Eukaryota; Metazoa; Arthropoda; Insecta; Lepidoptera; Nymphalidae.
AUGGAAGAAAAAAAGCAAGAAGAAAUUAUCAGCGGCGAAAAUAUAAGCGCAAUCUCUGUACAGUCAAGACUACUACCGUUUUGGCGCGAAUAUCCCAGAGCCUGGUUUAUUCAAUUCGAAGCCGUCGUCGACCCGCUUAAGACAUCCGAUGACCAAAAGUUUCGCUACGUUCUGCAACAACUUCAAUCAAGCGACCUCCAACAUCUCACUGAUAUUUUAUAUCAGCCACCCGCCGUUGAUAAAUACCAAGCAGUGAAGACACGACUACUUGCCGCCUACGAAAAAUCCGACGUCAAGAAUUUUCAAAAACUCAUCAGUGGUCUGGAACUCGGAGACCAGAAACCUUCGCAACUCUUAAGAAAAAUGCGAGAAUUGAGUAGCGGCAUGGUAACAGAUGAAGGACUUAGAAUCGAAUGGUUGAAUCAACUGCCUACUCAAGUCCGUGUCGUACUAUCGGUGAACACGGAGGCUGCCUUAGACACACUCGCCGCGAUGGCCGACAAAAUGUUAGAGUACACUGAACGUCCCAACAUCUCCGCAGUGUCAUCUUCGAGUGCAACAACCUCUUCUACACAAUAUGAAGCAUUAGCGAAGCAAAUCGAAAAUCUUACCCUCGAAGUUGCUGAACUACGACGUGGUCGUGCUCCGUAUCGCCAAUAUCGCCGUCCCUUUCACUCACGCUCACGCUCGCAUUCGAGAUUACGCAAGACCUCAAAAGUAAAGCCGGGAGAUGCUACAUGGGAAUGCAAGUAUCACUUCCGAUUCGGUGAUAAAGCGAAGCGCUGCGUUUCUCCGUGUUGCAGAAGAAAUAAGAAGUCGGAAAACUAA